Messenger RNA from Mesorhabditis spiculigera, 1617 nucleotides. NCBI's taxonomy places the organism in Eukaryota, Metazoa, Nematoda, Chromadorea, Rhabditida, Rhabditidae. The record is from the annotation of a GenBank genome assembly.
AUGCCAAAUAUUCAGGCUUUUGGAUCCUCUGCAGAAGUUUUCGAAUCGAUCCCGUAUGCUGCUGCACCGUACGGCGAUCUGAGGUUUGAGCCGCCCGUCCCGCCGGUUCCAUGGAGCUACCCGCUCGAUGUGCGAUACGAGACGUCCUGCCAUCAAUACUCUCUCAACCAAGAGCUUACCGAUCCGAGUUUUCAAAUCUACGGCUCGGAUGAUUGCUUGAGGUUGAAGCUCGUGGUACCGCUGGAUUACUGGACCAGACAGCGCUACAGUGAACGGCUCCCGAUAAUCUUUUGGAUCCAUGGCGGUUCUUACCGGGCUGGCGGUAAGGUAUGGUACAAAACACCUGGGAUCAUUCGCAACUUCUCGGCCAAAAAGAUGAUUUUCGUGGCUCCGGAUUAUCGACAGGGGUUUGACGGCUUCCUGACCCUCCUCGAUCCAGAAAUACCCGGAAAUCUUGGACUUGAAGACAUUCUACAAGCCCUGAAAUUUGUUAGGGACAACGCCUACAACUUUGGCGGCGAUCCAAACAAUAUCAUUUUGGCUGGGGAGGGCACAGGAGCCGCACUAGCUGGUCUCCUUGCUGCGAGUCCAAAAACGAACGGGCUGAUCCAAGGAAUUAUGAUGUUUUCCGGAACUGCGACGGCUCCAUGGGGUGUUAGGAAUGAGAUGACGCGCGCCAACACCAUCAAAGUGCUGAAGAACUGUAAUUGCUUCUUCGAGUCGUCAAAACGCAUUAAAGAAUGCCUGAAAUACACAAAUCCGUCGUGCUAUCAUGACGACUUGCGGAAUCGCGACUUUUUCGACUACUAUGAUGACGUUAGAUUCCAGAACAUCUACGAGGCCCAUCGGAUGGGGUUGAGCCCGUUCACCCCGGUGAUGGACAGCUUCCGGUACUGGGACGCGAUCAUUAACGAGGACCCGGAGGACUUGGUCAGAAAAAACGCUCGCGUAAAAGCCCUGCUCAGCAAUGCGGCUCACGAGCGGUUGUUCAACUGUAAAAAAAUUGCGACGAUGCCGAUAUCGCUAAAAGAAUGGUGUGAAGCGAUCAUCGAAGCCAGGUUCAAGAAUUCCAGCGCCGUGCGGGAUAUUUUUAAUGUUUGGUACAAACCGACAAAUCCGGAGUAUGAGUUAAAUGUGGGGACGAGAACGUCGAGAUUACUUACUUUUACUGAAGACGACUGGGUAGCCGACACGCAGCACGAAGGACUGUACUACGCAGACCAUGGCCUACCUACCUACCUAUUGCUGAACAAUAUUUAUGGCCAUCCGACAGCUGGCGCCAAUGGAAAAUGGGGCACCGACCACGGAACCGAUAUGGCUAUGCUCUUCGAGUCGAGGGCGUUUUUUGCGCCGUUUGGGGAGUAUACAGCGGAAGAACUCAGCUACGGACGCGCCUUCGCCGAUCACCUGUCCGAUUUGAUAGCUGAAUUUGUGAAAACCGGUCGACUACGCAUCCACCCGCGAUUCACGCGAACAAAUUGGGCGGUCCUCCGCGUAACCUUUGACAAAGUGCAACAUCGACAGUAUUCUGCGGAAAACUACAAUUUUUGGCGACAAGACGCCCCAGAACUUGCAAAACUCGAGUCGAACGAGCUGCGAAGAAUGCGGGAUAUGCCU